Molecule: messenger RNA, 604 nt
Organism: Coregonus clupeaformis (lake whitefish)
Lineage: Eukaryota; Metazoa; Chordata; Actinopteri; Salmoniformes; Salmonidae
Product: polcalcin Nic t 2-like
Exons: 4
Coding region: 377-604 (75 amino acids)
Molecular function (GO): calcium ion binding
Source: RefSeq, a predicted model, not a curated record
AGCCAUGACAGAUUUAGACAGACUCAAACCUAGAGAGGUCACCAAGAGAAGCAGAACCAUCCACUGUGAGAAUCUCCAGCAAAGGCCCAACCAACAGAUGCCAGAGUUGGAGCGAUUCAAACCCAGGGAUAUCACCAAGAGGAGGGGCAUCAUUCACUGUGAUGAGCUGCAGUAAAGGCCCAACCAGCCAAUGCCAGAGCCAGAUAAAGCCGCCCUGGUUAAACUCUCAGCGAUUCCACGGCGGAGGGGCUCCAUCUCAUAUGAGAAGUACCAGAAGCUGAACCAGAAGAUGCCAGUCAGCACCAUCAACACAUCAUCACUGGGCAUUAUUCGUAUUGAAGACCUGGCAACUAUGGUGCCUGAAAACCCCUGAUCGAUGCCCAGUCUGAUGCCUUCAAAGAAGUCUGAGCAGUUUGCGAAGAACAACGAUGGCUCUAUCAAUGAGAAGGGCCUGGCAUCCACGCUGGACAGAGUGGGGAUCAGUAUCAGCCCAGAGGAGGUGAAGAAAGCCCUGCAGAAGGCUGACUACAACAAGGACGGCGAGGUGGGGUUCCAAGAUUUCCUGCAUGUGAUGAGGACAGCCAGCACUUCUCCAAGUGUGUGA